This is a messenger RNA of Erigeron canadensis, 996 nucleotides long. Its product is annotated as BURP domain protein RD22-like. The coding region runs from base 1 to 996 and encodes 331 amino acids. The record is from RefSeq and is a predicted model, not a curated record. NCBI's taxonomy places the organism in Eukaryota, Viridiplantae, Streptophyta, Magnoliopsida, Asterales, Asteraceae. The transcript is spliced from 3 exons.
AUGCGGUGGCGGCGAAGGAUGGUGGUGGUACAUGGCGGCUGCGGUGACAUAAUGGUUAUUAAUGUAAAGAUGUUGGCGUUGAUUGUGAGCCAUGCAGCAGCAGCUCAUGUGAGUAGUAGUCCUGAAGCAUAUUGGAAAUCGGUGUUGCCAAACACUCCAAUCCCCAAAUCUGUCUCCGAACUCCUCAAAAUUGAUACACCACCUGGAACCCGUGCUGAGGAAGCUCACUCCGUCAGCAUUGAUGCCAUCAUAGAUGGUCCACCAGCUACUCAUGUUGAUAUAAUUACCGGCGUUGGUGAACAAGGGGCCAAGCAUAAUUCACCUGCUAAUUACGGGACAACAGGGGCACUUCUCUUCCUCGAAAAAGAUAUGUACCAUCAAAGCCACCUAAAGAAGACCUUAAAAUUCACCAAAAAAUUAACCAUUCCAUCUUCAACUUUUUUACCACGUGAAGUGGCUAACACAAUACCCUUUUCAUCAAACAACCUUCCCGAAUUGUACACACGUUUCUCCAUCAAACCCCGGUCUAAAGAAUCCGAAUCAAUGAAGAAAUCUAUCAGUUUAUGUGAAGACGAGGCAUUGAAAGGCGAGGAGAAGUAUUGUGCAACUUCCUUAGAAGACAUGGUGGAUUUCACCACAUCUAAGUUAGGUAAAAAGGUCAAAGCUAUCUCCACAGAGGUGAUUCACCCAAACAAAUUGCAAAAGUACACCAUGGACAGCUCAAGGAAGUUGGCAACAAGUGAAUUUGUGAAUUGUCACAGACUGAGCUACCCGUAUCCUGUAUUCUAUUGUCACAAAGUCAUCUCUACGAGAGCGUAUUCGAUAUCCUUGUCUGGUGAAGAUGGUACUAAAGCUAAAGCACUUGCAAUAUGUCACGAUAACGGCGCAAAAUUGUAUUCUAAAGAUUUGGUGCUCAAGGUUUUGGGAGUGACACCAGGGUCUGCUCAAAUUUGUCAUUUCCUACCCGAAGACCAUGUCGUCUUUGUCCCUUACUAA